UUGAAAAACAGUUUAUAUUUUUACCGGUCAGCUAAAGCAUACAUAAAACUAUAAAUAAUUACGAAUUUUUUAUUUAAAGUUGUUUUAAACUUACACAUUCAAAAUGAACAUUAUAAUAUUAUUAGUUUCUCUUUGUGUUUCCAUAUUUUUUCGUAACUCUGUUGGCGCCGUGGAUACGCCUUCCUGCAAGGAAUCUCUGAAGUGCGAUUGUAUGAUAGACAGCGUAAGAUGUGUUAUGCUGUCCCCAAAAGACGAUGAUGUUGAUAAAAUAACAAGCGAGUUCACGGGUCUUGCAGUAUCUCAGUCUGAUGUUGUCUUCCGAAAAUUGAACCCCCACAUUACGUACCUGGAUAUCCAAUGGAGCGAUUAUUCAUUUCUCAACAAUGAGCCUGUCUUUUCAAACUUGAGGACUUUUCAGAUAUUUGCCUCAAAGUACCGAGGGUUCCCCAGGAACAACAUAACCGAACUCAGGAUCGAUAACGGCCUUAAUUUGAGAGGUAAGAGUUUGCAACGAGUGUUGAAAAACAUCAGCCGUGAGUUCCCAAAUGUGCAGACUCUUGAACUCGAAAACAUGGGACUCACAUUCGACGAGAGAGACGCAAGAGCAAAACCCGUAAAAUUUGCGAACCUGGUGAACGUGUCAUUGAAAGGGAACAGAAUUAGUUCUCUGCUGGUUUUGAACUCAAUUGAGGGGUGGUGGCGGAUGAAAGAAAUCCGUCUGAAUGACAACUACAUCGAUUCAGUUUCACUGGGCGACAUCAAACAAAUUGCGAGUUUCGAGUUCGAGCCAGACGCCCGAGUGAAACUGCGGAUGGAUCAACAGCGUGGCUUGUUAUGCGAGUGUGGCUUGAACGGUUUCCAGAAGUGGCUCAAGGCCACUGAGUUGUUCAUUAAUCCCACUUCAAUCAAGUGCCAAAUGCAGACAGAGAGAAGCAAUGCGCAGUUAGAGAGUCUACUGGACUUGAACAACCUAUGUCAGAAGUCAAGGAAAUCAACUGCUGUAGCACUACAUGGAGUGGGUAAAAUGAAGGGGUCAGUUGCUGCCCUGAUAGUGACAGGGUCAGUGGUGGGCAUCAUUGCCAUGUGUGUCAUCUUCUGCCACCAUCGCAAACUAGGAAAGACAG
Molecule: messenger RNA, 1124 nt
Organism: Symsagittifera roscoffensis
Lineage: Eukaryota; Metazoa; Xenacoelomorpha; Acoela; Convolutidae
Source: RefSeq, a predicted model, not a curated record